UCUUGGCAUCCGAUUGGGUUCUGGCCUGGACGGCGGGUGGGUGGGCCUCCGCCGAGCGGGUAGUCCGCAGCCAAGAGACCUGGCCGUGUUCGGAGUCCCAGCAAGGGAGGCCAGCUUGCGGAGGAGUGGCAUGGAGUUGAAACCAGAAAUGGCAAAUAAUCUUUUGAAGACAUCAUCUCUGUCUAUGAGGACAAAAUUUCUAUGUCAAACAGGAUUGCCACUUUAUAGUACAUCUCAUGGCUUCCAUGAGGAAGAAAUAAAAAAAAAACUUCAGCAGUUUCCUGGUGGAUCCAUUGACCUUCAGAAAGACGACAAUGGCAUUGGCAUUCUUACUCUGAACAAUCCAAGUAAAAUGAACGCAUUCUCAGGUGUUAUGAUGCUACAACUUUUAGAAAAAGUGAUUGAAUUGGAAAAUUGGACAGAAGGGAAAGGUCUCAUUGUCCGUGGGGCAAAAUAUACUUUCUCUUCAGGAUCCGAUCUGAAUGCUGUGAAAGCACUAGGAACUCCAGAGGAUGGAAUGGCCUUGUGCAUGUUCAUGCAAAACACCUUAACAAGAUUUAUGAGACUUCCUUUAAUAAGUGUUGCACUGGUUCAAGGUCGGGCAUUGGGUGGAGGAGCAGAAUUUACGACUGCAUGUGACUUCAGAAAUGCCAGUAUAUUAAAACAUUCUGGCAUACUUAAACUCAUUUUCUCUUCAUCUGGGAUGCUUCUCAACCUUAGGGCUAAUACUGGCCCUACUCCUUUUCUUCUAUUCAUCAUACACUUGAUGCUGCCCAAGGGAGACGUUGGAGCGUACAUCAAGAGGACAUUUUCAGUAAACUUUCGACUCUUGCUUUCAUAUGCGAAAGAGAAAGCCAUUCUGCCCUGGCAUAUCGUGCUCCAGAUAUUUCAGAACAUCAUGUUGUUCAUCAUUUUAAUGACAUCUAAAAUUAAUUUUAUUGAGGUAUAAGUUACAUACAACGAAAUGCAUCCAUUUAAAUUACAUGGUGUCAUUGAAUUUUGAUGAAUGUAUGCACCCAUCGCAACCACCUCCACAGUCAAGAUUUAGGACAUUUCUGUCACCCCUGUAUGCUUGCACAUAUUCCUUCCCAGUAGUUCCCACCCCUAGUUCAAGGUAAACGCUGAUCACUUUCUCACUCUAAAGUAGAUUUAAGAGUUUAUAUAAAUAGACUUGUAUAGUAUGUACUUUUAAACGUCUGGCUUCUUCCAUUCAGUAUAAUUACUUUGAGAUACAUGUUGUACCAUGUAUCAAUAUUUCAUUCCUUUUUUAAUGUUGGAAAGUAUUUAGUGU
Molecule: messenger RNA, 1291 nt
Organism: Carlito syrichta (Philippine tarsier)
Lineage: Eukaryota; Metazoa; Chordata; Mammalia; Primates; Tarsiidae
Gene: ECHDC1
Product: ethylmalonyl-CoA decarboxylase 1
Exons: 6
Coding region: 131-949 (272 amino acids)
Biological process (GO): fatty acid beta-oxidation
Cellular component (GO): cytosol
Molecular function (GO): enoyl-CoA hydratase activity
Source: RefSeq, a predicted model, not a curated record